CAUGCCUGCAUAAUGAAACGCCAGACGGCUGGUGCAUAUAGUUGCACAAAGCCCGAGGCAAAGCCAUUUGCAGCCUUCAUUCAGCCGACUGAAUUCCUGAAGCGACUGAUCUGCCGUUGGCGUUGCAAGGGCUGCGCGCCCAUCAUACAUACUCAUUAGUUAUAAAUUAGAGCGCAAUCUAGAGAAGGAGCCCCGAAUUUGAAGCGCUGUUCAGCGGCGUGCUCUGAGUUGGUUAGCCCCCAGCUGAAGCACAAUGGCCCGUGACGAGGAGAAGAAGGAGAAGAAGAGCAAGGAAGAGAAGGGGGACAAGGAGAAGAAGGAGAAGAAGGACAAGGAGGACAAGCCCAAGAAGGAGAAGUCUGACAAGGACAAGAGCGACAAGAAGGACAAGUCCGAGAAGUCAGGAGACAAGGAGAAGAAGGACAAGAAAGACAAGAAGGAGAAGGAGAGUGACAAGCCCUCGAGCUCUCGCGCGCCGCCGCCCGCGCGCGGCCCGCCCGCUCGUGGCCCUGCCAAGGCGCCUGCCGCGGCCGCUGGCAAUGACUACCUUGCCGGCAUUGACCUGCCCUCCAGCGAGGAGGAGGAGGAGUUUGAGGAGCGCGGCCGCGUGGACGAGGAGGCCACCCGUGCGCCCAUCAUGGCGGGAAGCAGCCGCGAGAACAAGAAGAUCGCGGAUAAGGAGCGCAAGGCGCUAGAGGCGGCGGUGCGCGCCAAGGAGGACGCCCUGCGCGAGGACGAGAACGUGUUCGACGUGUCGUACGAGGGCAUGGGCGAGGAGGUGUCAGCCACCGCCACUGACGUCAAGGUCCAAAAUCUGACGGUGCGCGCCAAGGGUAAGCUGCUGCUGGAGAACACGUCGGUGACCAUUGCGGCGGGCCGGCGCUACGGCCUGGUGGGCCCCAACGGCCGCGGCAAGUCCACGCUGCUGCGGCUGAUGGCCAAGCGGCAGAUCCCGGUGCCGCAGGGCAUCGACGUGCUGCUGGUGGAGCAGGAGAUUGUGGGAGACGAGAGGACGGCGCUGCAGGCGGUGGUGGAGGCGGACGUGGAGUUGAUGGGGCUGCGCGCCGAGGAGAAGGACCUCAUGGAGGCGCUGCAGGACGAGGCCAAGCAGCCGGCGGGCUUCUGCCACGACACGGCGCAGGACCGCCUGAACGAGGUGUACGAGCGCAUGGCGCAGAUCGGCGCCUCCAGCGCGGAGAGCCGCGCCAGCAAGAUCCUGCACGGCCUGGGCUUCACGGAGGGCAUGCAGCGGCGCUCCACGCAGUCGUUCAGUGGCGGCUGGCGCAUGCGCAUCUCGCUGGCCCGUGCGCUGUACAUCCAGCCCACGCUGCUGCUGCUGGACGAGCCCACCAACCACCUGGACCUGCGCGCCGUGCUGUGGCUGGAGGAGUACCUCAUGCGCUGGAAGAAGACCCUCAUCGUGGUGUCGCACGACCGCGACUUCCUCAACUCGGUCACCACCGACAUCAUCCACCUGCACGACAACAUGCUGCACCAGUACCGCGGCAACUUCGCGCAGUUUGAGGAGAUGUACGAGCAGAAGCGCCGCGAGGUCAACAAGGCUUUUGAAAAGUACGAGAAGCAGCUCAAGGCCGCCAAGUCGGGCGGCGGCAAGGAUGCAAAGGCCAAGGCGGAGAAGGUGACCAACAACGCGACGAAGACCAACGCCAAGCGGCGCGGCGGCGGCAAUGACGACGGCGCCUCCAGCUCCGCCGCCGCGGCGCCGCAGCGCUGGUCGGACUAUACAGUGGAGUUCCACUUCCCCGAGCCCACCGAGCUGCCGCCGCCGCUGAUGCAGCUCAUCGAUGUGGACUUCAAAUACCCCGGCCGGGAGGACUUCGGCCUGAAGGACGUCAACCUGGGUGUGGACAUGGGGUCACGCAUCGCCAUCGUCGGCCCCAACGGCGCCGGCAAGACGACGCUGAUGAACCUGCUGUCGGGCGACAUCGUGCCCGUCACCGGCGAGUCGCGCCGCAGCCACAAGCUGCGCAUCGGGAGAUACGCGCAGCACUUUGUGGACGCGCUGUCGUUCGACGAGAACCCGGUGGAGUACCUCAUGAACCGCUUCCCCACGGCGGGCCUGAAGCCGGAGGGCAUGCGCGCCAUGCUGGGCCGCUUCGGCCUCAGCGGCCAGCACCACCUCACGCCCAUCUGCAAGCUGUCGGGUGGCCAGAAGGCGCGUGUGGUGUUCACCUCCAUCUGCCUCACCAACCCGCACAUCCUGCUGCUGGACGAGCCCACCAACCAUCUGGACAUGCAGUCCAUCGACGCGCUUUGCGACGCCAUCAGCGAGUUCGAGGGCGGCGUGAUCGUGAUCAGCCACGACGCGCAGCUGCUGUCGCGGCUGUGCGAGGACGAGGAGCGCAGCCAGGUGCUGGUGGUGGAAGACGGCAAGAUCCGGCAGUAUGCCGGCGACUUCGAGGACUACCGCGCCGAGCUCAUCCGCGAGAUCACGGCGGAGCUGGACGAGGAUUAGGCAGGCGUGUUGAGUGUUUUCGGGGAGGGUGUGGUCGUGCGGAGUGUUGGAUGGUGGGGUAUUAGGAGUGGAGUGGAGCGCGGUGAGGCUGUUUGUGUGUGCAUGUGGUUUGUAGCACUGUUGAGGGAACUUAAAAGUAUUGUUAAUUGUAACAGAGAGAGGGAGGAAUGAGGAGGCAAGGCAAAGCCAGGGCGGGAAGUUGCAGAGGGAUGAGCGGCACGGCAAGCGAAGGAUGACGCGGCAAGGAGCUGUGGGCGGAGGUGUUCAGGGCUUGCAGAGAGUCGCGAAGAGGCCUUAGAGCGUGCUGUGUGAGCAUAUUGCCGAUAAGGGCUGCCGAUGUCGCAUGGAGGUGAAGUGCUAGACGCACUCAGCGCUGGUAGAAGACACGGGGCACGUACAAGGUCGCAGCGUUUGUGUCUGUUGUCGCACGCUCGCGCGGCCCUGUCUGCCCCGAAUCCGUGCCUGUGGAACACGACCGCGGUAUUGCCGGUCCGUACGGUUUGGUAAGAGAGUUUUACUGUUGCGCGGUCACAGUGCGUGCGCGCGCAUCAGCACAUAGAAGGUAGAGCAUAGAUGCAAACGAGUUCGAACGAGGCACGUGAGCCUGUGAUGUACCAAGGCUGUACGGUUCACGAGGGCUUUGCAACGUCUCCACAGGGCACAGGCUGCAUGGCGGCCUCGGCUGGUACACGCAUGACAAUUACUGAAUUACAAUGUGCACAGAGUCCUGAGCCUGCUUCGCUCGCCUUCCAGUUUUGUAAAACAGUAAAAGG
Chlamydomonas reinhardtii is the source of this 3249-nucleotide messenger RNA. RefSeq lists its product as uncharacterized. The transcript has 15 exons. Bases 254 to 2476 code for a protein of 740 amino acids. The record is from RefSeq and is a predicted model, not a curated record. NCBI's taxonomy places the organism in Eukaryota, Viridiplantae, Chlorophyta, Chlorophyceae, Chlamydomonadales, Chlamydomonadaceae. Gene Ontology annotation, molecular function: ATP binding; ATP hydrolysis activity.